UGCUCAGAGCCGCCGUCACGCGCCCGCCCGAAGGCUCCCGUCCCGCCAGGGCGCUGCCCCGGGUUGGUCCUUGCUGCGGUCGCGACCCCCGCCUGUCCUGGCGCCGCCAUGGACCGCAUCGAGGGAGCGUCCGUGGGCCGUUGCGCCGCCUCACCCUACCUGCGGCCGCUCACGCUGCAUUACCGCCAGAACGGUGCCCAGAAGUCCUGGGACUUCAUGAAGACGCAUGACAGCGUGACCGUUCUCUUAUUCAACUCGUCUCGAAGGAGUCUGGUGUUGGUGAAGCAGUUCCGGCCAGCUGUGUAUGCGGGCGAGGUGGAGCGCCACUUCCCAGGGUCCCUAGCAGCUGUAGACCAGGACAGGCCCCGGGAGCUGCAGCCAGCCCUGCCCGGCUCAGCGGGGGUGACAGUUGAGCUGUGUGCCGGCCUUGUGGACCAGCCUGGGCUCUCGCUGGAGGAAGUGGCUUGCAAGGAGGCUUGGGAGGAGUGUGGCUACCACUUGGCCCCGUCUGAUCUGCGCCGGGUCACCACAUACUGCCUUGACAGGUUUCAGGCAGGUUGUCAGCCGGAUCUGCAAUCUCAUGGGGGCAUGGGGCGUCCUUGGCCCACGUGGUUAUGGCAGAAUUCAGGUCCUGGUGGCUGGCAACUGGGUCCCACCUCUCUGCUGGCUCUUGGCCCCUCCCAGCAUGGCGGUUGCUUCCUCUUCAGGGCCAGCAGGACAGGUCUGGAGUGGGACUGACUGGCUCCAGACAGACCAUGUUCUACACAGAGGUGACAGACGCCCAGCGUAGUGGUCCAGGUGGGGGCCUGGCGGAGGAAGGUGAGCUCAUUGAGGUGGUGCACCUGCCCCUGGAAGGCGCCCAGGCCUUUGUAGACAACCCGGACAUCCCGAAGACCCUCGGCGUCAUCUUUGGUGUCUCGUGGUUCCUCAGCCAGGUGGCCCCCAACCUGGAUCUCCAGUGAGACUCCAGGGUUCUAGACAGAGGCCAGUCUUGGCCACUUACCCUACACCCUGCAGACCCAAUAAAGGCUUACAUAGCUCCAGCCUCUGCCUGCUGGUUCUGAGCUGUGACCAGGGCCUUGGAGAGGACUGGGGAAGGGGCGGGGAGCAGUGACCCUGACCUGAGAUGGCCCUCGGGACAUGGCGAGCUCUCCGGUAGCAGGAGCAACUGGUGGCAGGCCAUGCAAGUGGCUGGUGUGGGGUUGAGGACAGGCCUGGGGAUGCCAUGGGCAGGGCCAGGCUGUGCCUUCUCUUGGAACUAGGAGGGGUGCGGUCUGGGACUUAUGGAGGGUGGCAUGGCACGCCUGGGGGUGGGCCUGCUGGUCACGGGGCUGCAGUGUGAGCUGUGCUCCCAGGAGUGGUGGCUGAGCCAGUCCUCAGUUGUCGGGAUGGGGCAGGCAGCACUGCAGGCUGCUCACUGCAGGGAAAGUGCGCUGCCUGCUCCUGGGGCAAGUGAGCAGUCCCCACCCUGAUGAGCUGGGCUAGAGCCACUCCACAGGAGCCCGGAGCCAAAGCUGCCCC
Rhinopithecus roxellana (golden snub-nosed monkey) is the source of this 1521-nucleotide messenger RNA. It is a transcript of the gene NUDT14, whose product is annotated as nudix hydrolase 14. The coding region runs from base 109 to 738 and encodes 209 amino acids. Gene Ontology annotation, biological process: ribose phosphate metabolic process; nucleoside phosphate metabolic process. NCBI's taxonomy places the organism in Eukaryota, Metazoa, Chordata, Mammalia, Primates, Cercopithecidae. The transcript has 6 exons. Gene Ontology annotation, molecular function: metal ion binding; UDP-sugar diphosphatase activity. The record is from RefSeq and is a predicted model, not a curated record.